Messenger RNA from Morone saxatilis (striped sea-bass), 5563 nucleotides. RefSeq lists its product as uncharacterized. Bases 421 to 5412 code for a protein of 1663 amino acids. Gene Ontology annotation, cellular component: nucleus. The transcript has 26 exons. The record is from RefSeq and is a predicted model, not a curated record. Gene Ontology annotation, molecular function: DNA binding; protein binding; DNA (cytosine-5-)-methyltransferase activity, acting on CpG substrates. Gene Ontology annotation, biological process: negative regulation of transcription by RNA polymerase II. NCBI's taxonomy places the organism in Eukaryota, Metazoa, Chordata, Actinopteri, Moronidae.
AACAUUAUAUUGUCCAUUAUAAAUGAUAAGUAGUUGCUGUCCUGGUCAUUUUCAAAGAAUCUGAGCGGAAAUCAAUCAAUUGGCUAUUUAAUCUCAUUCUUAACACAUGUGCAACUUGAAUUAUGACUAAAGGGAGUCAAAUACAUCGACAUCGCCAAAACCCGAGUUCAUUAGCUUGUUUUUCCUCUUUUGAAGCUGAGAUAAACGGCAUUUUGAGGCAACCUGAAUGCAGCAUUUUUGCAGAAAAAGCCCCAAUAGUCGUCUUUGCGAGCCUGUGUAGAAAUAAAACAAUCCAUACAACAUUAUCUUUAGCUAACUGUUUAUAAUUUAACAACAUCGCAGUUUUAUGUGACUUGAUUGUGUAGUAGGUUAAAGUUGGAGACACGGUUUUGAAAUGUCCAUCCCUUUAGGAGAGAGGAAAUGAUGAAUGUGGCAGUGAAUGUAGUUCUGUCUUCGUGUCCACCAAACCGCUAUGAGCUGCUGGCUUGGCUCAAUUACACUUUACAGACACGCUUCACCAAGUUGGAGCAGCUGUGCUCAGGUGCCGCCUAUUGCCAGCUGAUGGACUGGUGUUUUCCCGGGACCCUGGACCUUUCCAAGGUCCGGUUUCAAAGCAGCAGCACGGAGGACGCAACCCACAACUACAGUUUACUGCAAGCUGCGUUCCAAAAAGUUGGAGUGCUCCGAUACAUCCCCGUCGACACGCUGAUAAAGAACAAGUCUACAGUGGCUGUGACCUUCCUGCACUGGUUCAAGCUUUUCUUUGAAAAGAACAACAACGGCAGGGAGUACCAUGCCUUGGAGGCCAGAGGUGGACAGAAUAUGGUUCCUGAAUCAGAGGCCUCUCAUCAGGAACUAGAGAUAAUUGUGAAGAUGGCGGGGAAAAAAACGGAAGAACUGAAAAAACAAAAAACACUAACGGUGAAGGAGAUUUUGAACAGGAAGGCCAAAGUCUCGUCUCAUCUCAUCCCGUCUUCAUCCGCUUAUCCGGGGUCAGGUUGCGGGGAUAGCAAGUCCAGCAGCGGACCCCAGACUUCCCUUGCCAAGGCCAGUGUGAUAGUAUUAAUAUCUGAGGAUGAGGAUGCCCAGGUGGCUGUGAACACGGAGCCGAAAGCAGAGCCAAUGGAAAUGGAGAUGAUGGAAGAGCUCGAGCAGGAACAGAUAAACAUGGUGGAGCCGGUCGAAGCAGCGGUGAAGACGGAAGAGCGAGAGUGUAGCAGUGAUCCUCUGUUUUUGUUCAUCAACAAGUACUGUAGUGGCAAUGUGGACGGCAAUGUUGACGCUCUGAGUUCUGACCCUUUAGUUUCUUCCAUCUUGAGUCCAACCCACCCUAAAGACAUCAUUCAGGUCUGCCGGCACACGCCGUACUGCCUCUACCUGUACAUGGGGGUGGAGCUGGGCGGAGGACAGACCACUAGCGUCCUUCUGAUUGGCUACUUUGACCAGAGCUCGGGGGUCAGUGUGGUGAGGCUGCUGCACACUCUGCGGAUGAGCGUCGACACUGUUAAUCCGCAAACCUCGGCGGACGCGGACACCGGCGCUACCCCAGGCACGCGCAGUGCAGAUGGCGAUGCACGAGUCCUGAUUGAGACGCUGAAGAAGUUUGAGCUGCCUCUGGCCAACCUUUCUGUGUUUUACUGUAACGCUUCAAGCUUAUGGGCGAGGCAGAAGUUUGUAUCCCAGCUUCAGACGUGCUGCCCCAGGUUAAUAACACUCUCUGGCCUCCCUGGGCUAGCAGCAAGAGCAUGCCAGGCUGGACUCAUGGCUUCCUUUAGUGGCCUGCUUGACCUGAUCAGAGUCAUCCACUGUCACUACUCCACCUGCACCUCCGUUAAUGACAGUCUGAAGGAGCUGUUUACCAAUUCACUGUCUUAUGACCCGUCAAAACCUGUCUCUGGACAUUGUUUAUUCAUCAUCAACAUUGUGCAGAAGAUGGCCAACAACUGGAGGGAUUUAGUGGAUUAUUUCAAGUCACUGAGGCCGACUGCAGCCUCUGACUGGAUCAGAGCCCAGCUGAUGGAUCAUAAAAUCAAGCUGCAGUUCCUGUUCCUCUCCCAGGCUUUGGAGCCCCUCCAAGCUCUACAAGAAUGGCAGCAGUACGGCACAGUAGACGUCGCCGCAGAGCUCCAACUGUCCGCCAUGCUGGUCCACACCUACACAACCAGUCUCCUCCGGCCCUCCGUCCACGAGCACUUUCUCAGGAAGCGGAGCGUGCAGGUCCUCAACAACGAGCUCCCCCCAACCGAAGUGAACAUUGGUUCUCGUGCUAGAGACUUUCUGUGGGCCACCGCUGUUGUGGAUCUGGGGGAGCAGGAGAGGAGUGACUUCCUGAAGGGCGCCGCGGCCUUCUAUAAAGGAGCAUUACAGAGUUUAGUGAGGAAUAUGCCCAAGUAUCUUGGAGACGCAGCACUAAGGAAUAUCCGCAAAGUCCUGAAACAUCCUGAAAAUAUCAAUGAAAAUGGAUUGUCCAGAUGCGUGCUGUCAGAGAUCGGGGUUCAGCUGGGUCUCUGUAACACCGGGACUCCAGAAGCACUCCAACUGGCGUACGAGUACCUCAGCGCCAUUAAAACAUUAAAGGAGGAACAGAAAAAAGGAAGAGGAGGUCACUGCUGGGUGAAGAUGUUGCGUGGCAUUAGACAGCACUCUAUCCUGCGUACGUUCCUCCUGAUCCUCCUGGCCCUGCCGGACUCUCUAGACAGUACGCAGGUGUUUGAUAAGAUGUGCAGCAGCACCAAGACUCUUUUUGACAGCCAGAAUACCGUCAAAACCUCACUUAAAGCAGAGAGGUUCAGAAGGAAACGACCUGUCCGGGCAGGUAAUGGUGGCAUGAACCAAGGAGAGGAGGAUGAAGAGACUUCGGAGACAACGGAUGACAGCGACAAUUCUGUAGUCAGACACAGACGAUGUGUUCCUACCAGACACAACCACUGUGCGAGUGAUUCAGACUACACGGACAAUUCCUCGGAUGUGGUUGACGUCACCGAAGAGGCCAAAACGUGUCGGACCAGUAGACUGAUGAACGCAGAAAAGCCAAGGAUCCCAACGGCAGAGUCCGUAUACAUUAUAAGCGAUGAUGAUGGUGGUGUUGGUGAUGAUGAUGAUGAUGGUGGGAUGGUUACAACAAUUACACCAACCUACUCAGAACCACAGCUGGGUACGAAGGGGGAGCUGGUUUGGGGGAAGCUGGACGGCUUCUCUUUCUGGCCAGGCAUCAUCAUACCCCGCAAGGUAAAGAAUCCAGGGAUGAAGAUGGUGGAGUGGUACGGACAGAGAAUGUCCUCUCAGGUCGCAGUGGAGACUCUGAAACCUUUCGCUGCCUUCGCUGAGCACUUCUGUCCCAAAUCCUUCGCCAUCCUCGUCACCUACAGACAAGCCAUCUUCUUGUCCCUGCAGGAAGCAGCUUUACGUUGUGAGAAGCAGUUUUCUGCAAAUCUGACCGACAAAGAUGGGCUGCUGAAACAGGUGUUAGACUGGGCCUUGGAAGGAUUUCAACCUAUGGGGCCAGAUAGACUCACAACAACGGCUGCCGUCAACGGUGUUACUAAAACAAAGCAGAAACCAAUGGCGAGGAAGAGCGUCUUCUCGAAAGCCAAAUCUCCCCGACGCUCCGUAAACUCCUCCGAGCCGAUGAGCAGCAAGAGCAAUACCGCCAACUCUGAGCUGAGAGACGUGGCUGUCUCCAUGAACAGUUUGUCGUGCAACUCUACAGAGAAGUCCCCCCACAAAGACGGCGGUGGAAAGACUGCGUUGGAAGAAGCAGUCGAUUCCGCGGGAAAAGACGCUGAAGUAGUCACGAAGGAGAAGGAAUCCACAGGAGGAUUGGCAGCAGAGAUGGGGAAACAGGGGAAGAGAGGAUGGGAGGGAGAGAAAGAUUACUGGGAAGCAAGAUGGGAGAAGGGGAAAGGGAAGGCUAAGGCCGGGUGGAAAGCCGGGAAGGUUCAGAAGAAGAAAAGCGGUCUUAUUGAUGAAUUUGAUAACGACAUGUCGCCAGACUUUGUGCCGAACAAGAAGAGGACCUACACCAAAUCCUACAACAAGAUCAAUGAGCCGACCGCCAUGUACACCCAGCCGGACCAAACACUCAGAGAGAAGACCAUCCAGAUGAUCAUGGCCAAGAAACUCAACAUUGACGGCUUCUGUUUGUGUUGCGGGACUGAAAGCGUCGAGAUAUUCCACCCUCUAUUCAAAGGAAGCCUCUGCUUGAAGUGUAAAGAUAACUUUACAGAAACUCUGUUUCGCUAUGAUGAAGAUGGAUAUCAGUCCUACUGUACCAUCUGCUGCUAUGGGAUGGAGGUCAUACUGUGUGGCAACGAUAGCUGCUGCAGAUCUUAUUGUGGGGACUGUCUGAACAUCCUCAUCGGCCAGGGGACGUUUGAUUCCUUGAAGGAGUUGGACCCGUGGAUCUGCUACAUGUGUCAGCCCCAUCGACCCCACGGUGCUCUGAUUCCCAGAGUGGACUGGAGCAUUCGUGUGCAGGAAUUAUUCGCCAACAACAGCGGCAUGGAGUUUGAGCCGCACCGUGUUUACCCGUCCAUCCGUGCCAACCUGCGCAGACCAAUCCGAGUUCUCUCGCUGUUCGAUGGCAUAGCAACAGGUUACCUGGUGCUGAAGGAUCUCGGCUUCAAAGUAGAAAAAUAUGUUGCCUCGGAGGUUUGCGAGGAUUCAAUUGCCGUGGCAACCGUCAACCACGAUGGGAAGAUCAUUCCCGUUGGUGACGCCCGGUUAAUCACAGAGGAGCUCCUCGAGCAGUGGGGUCCGUUUGAUUUGCUGAUUGGUGGCAGCCCCUGUAAUGACCUCUCCAUCGUCAACCCAUUAAGAAAAGGCCUCUACGAGGGCACUGGCAGGCUGUUCUUUGAGUACUUCCGCAUCCUUCAGCUGCUGAAGCCCAAAGAGGAAGACCCCAGACCGUUCUUCUGGCUGUUUGAGAACGUGGUCUUCAUGAACACGCAUGAUAAAGUCAACAUCUGCCGCUUCCUCGAGUGCAACCCGGUGCUGGUGAAUGCAGUCAAAGUUAGCCCUGCCCACAGAGGUCGUUACUUCUGGGGAAACAUCCCAGGGAUGAGCAGGCCCAUUAUCGCCUCCCAGAAGGACAAGCUGACCCUCCAGGACUGUUUAGAGAUCGGUAGAGAGGCCAGGGUCACCAAGGUGAGGACGAUCACCACCAAUCCAAACUCUCUGAAGCAAGGCAAAGGUGUCUCUCAGCUGCCUGUCCUCGAGAACGGCAAAGAGGACAACCUCUGGAUCACUGAACUGGAAAGGAUCUUUGGUUUCCCCAAACAUUACACCGACGUGAGGAACAUGAACCGGCAGCAGAGGCAGAAGGUGCUGGGGAAGGCAUGGAGUGUGCCGGUCAUCCGUCACCUCUUCGCUCCUCUGAAGGACUAUUUUGCCUGUGAGCAGCUGCCUGUAUGACCUCCACCUCCCUGUCCUCCCCUGCCACUCCACAACUGCAUCAACUGAGAUAUCGGAGGUCUGUGAUGUUUUGCAUAGUGACGUGUUUGUGUGUUUUGAAGGGUUUUUUUCCCCACCACGUGUUUUAUAAGAACAAGAUGGAGCAUAACUG